Closterium sp. Naga37s-1 is the source of this 1143-nucleotide messenger RNA. NCBI's taxonomy places the organism in Eukaryota, Viridiplantae, Streptophyta, Zygnematophyceae, Desmidiales, Closteriaceae. The record is from the annotation of a GenBank genome assembly.
AUGCUCCAACUUCAGGCAUUCUCAGCACAACCCGUUCAAGUGACAGGGAAUUCUCAGCAGCUCCGGCUUCGCGUGCUGUGCUUCUCACGUGCUGUGCUUCCCACGUGCACUCCACCUUCAGGCAUUCUCAGCACCACCCAAUCACGUGGCAGUGGAUUCUCAACUGCUUCUGCCUCGCGUGCUGUGUUUCUCACGUGCACUGCACGCAUCCUCACCACACCCCGUUCACCUGCCCCUUCCGCUCUAGGUGCUUCCCCCCCUUCCGCUCUCUGUAUCUCCACCCCAGCUUCCCCUGGGCCUCCUUCCGCGGAUCCAGGCGCGGCGCAACACCGGCUAGCAGCGCGGGACGGGGGCGCGGAAGCUGGCACGGGGAAGGAGAACGACCGGCAGCGGCGGAGAGCGGCGAUCUUGUCGGACGGAUGCGGGGAACGCGCCGGUAAGCGCGGAAGCGGAGCGGGAUUGUGCGUAACGGAUGCGGGAGUGCGCGGAAAAGGGGAGGAAGUGGCGGAGGGAGGUGAUGCCAGCGUUGCUGCUGACGGUCUCACAUACCCUUUCGCAGCCAUGUUUACAGCGCGCAGAAAGAUUCAGAAGGAGAAGGGUCAGGAGCCCGAUGAGUUCGAGGAAACCGUCGCUCAGGCCCUCUUCGAUUUGGAGGCGACCAAUCAGGAGCUGAAGAGCGACCUGCGCGAUCUCUUCAUCAACAGCGCAAAGGAGAUCGACGUGUCGAGCAGCCGCAAGGCGGUCAUCGUGCACGUGCCGUACCGCCUGCGCAAGGCGUUCCAGAAGAUCCACGCGCGCCUCGUGCGGGAGCUCGAGAAGAAGUUCAGCGGCAAGGAUGUAGUGUUGGUUGCCACCCGCCGUAUUCUCCCCAAGCCCCGCAAGGGCUCCAAGGUGGUGCGGCCGCGCACGCGCACGCUGACGGCGGUGCACGAGGCGAUCCUGGAGGACCUCGUCUUCCCCACGGAGAUCGUUGGCAAGCGCGUUCGCUUCCGGUUGGACGGCUCGCGCAUCAUGAAGGUGUACCUGGACCCCAAGGAGCGCAACAGCACCGAGUACAAGGUGGAGACGUUUUCUGCUGCCUACAAGAAGCUCACCGGCAAGGAUGUUGUCUUCGAGUUCCCCAUCACCGAGGCUGCUGCCUAA